AUGGUCGCGCAAACGGCGAGGUUGCGUCCACUCGCGCGGACGAUCUCAACUGCGCUGUCUCCCUUGAGCAAGAUCACGCAUCAUGCGUCCCCCUUUCGUCCAAGACCCUCCUCCUCAUCGCCCAAUCUACGCCCAGCGCUGGCUCCUCGCAUCCAAACCCGACAUAGUUCAUACCACUCACCCGAGCCGACCUCGAAUACACCCAAUGCACGCAAAAAGGUCACCAUGGUCACGCUGCGAAAUCUCUACAAAAAGGGAGAACCGAUCGCCAUGAUCACCGCCCACGACUUCCCGAGCGCACGUGCCGCGGAUGAAUCGGGGAUGGACAUGGUACUGGUUGGCGACAGUCUGGGCAUGGUAGCCAUGGGGCUAGAAAAUACCACGGAGGUCAUCAUGGAAGAGAUGCUUUUACAUUGUCGGAGCGUGGCUCGGGGAGCAAAGGCGGCUUUCAUUAUCGGCGAUCUGCCCAUGGGCUCUUACGAGGUCACCCCCGAACAGGCGGUGCAAUCUUCGUUGCGAUUCAUCAAAGAAGGCCGCGUGCAUGGAGUCAAGAUCGAGGGAGGCGAGGAACUGGCUCCAACCGUCAAGCGCAUCACUCAGGCAGGGAUCCCCGUGGUCGGUCACAUUGGUCUCACUCCGCAAAGGCAAAAUGCCCUGGGUGGGUUCCGGGUGCAAGGCAAAACCGCCAUCGGUGCGGUGCAGCUUCUCAAAGAUGCGUUGGCGUUGCAAGAGGCUGGCGCAUUCAUGCUCGUCCUGGAGGCGAUGCCGCCCGAAGUGGCAGGCCUGAUCACCUCGAAGCUGCAAAUUCCGACUAUCGGCAUUGGGGCCGGAAAUGGCUGCUCGGGGCAGGUCCUCGUGCAAGUCGACAUGACGGGCAAUUUCCCCCCGGGUCGUUUUAUGCCCAAGUUUGUCAAGAAGUACGCCGACGUUUGGGGCGAGGCAACACGAGGCAUGCAGCAGUAUCGCGACGAGGUCAAAAGCCGACAAUUCCCUUCGCCCGAGUAUACAUACCCCAUCACGAAAGAGGAGCUGUCAAAGUUCGAGCAGACGGUCGAUCGGUUGUAUGAUGGCAGAUCACGAACCGGCUCUGAAUAG
Penicillium oxalicum is the source of this 1095-nucleotide messenger RNA. RefSeq names its product 3-methyl-2-oxobutanoate hydroxymethyltransferase ECM31. Lineage: Eukaryota; Fungi; Ascomycota; Eurotiomycetes; Eurotiales; Aspergillaceae. Gene Ontology annotation, molecular function: magnesium ion binding; 3-methyl-2-oxobutanoate hydroxymethyltransferase activity. The coding region runs from base 1 to 1095 and encodes 364 amino acids. Gene Ontology annotation, cellular component: mitochondrion. Gene Ontology annotation, biological process: pantothenate biosynthetic process. The transcript has 2 exons. The record is from RefSeq and is a predicted model, not a curated record.